Amphimedon queenslandica is the source of this 1119-nucleotide messenger RNA. RefSeq lists its product as uncharacterized. The record is from RefSeq and is a predicted model, not a curated record. NCBI's taxonomy places the organism in Eukaryota, Metazoa, Porifera, Demospongiae, Haplosclerida, Niphatidae. The coding region runs from base 475 to 864 and encodes 129 amino acids. The transcript has 4 exons.
CCUACCCUACAAUACGAUACAGGUUUCAUAGUUCGGUACCAUAAAGGUACCCUUUAAAUACAAUAGAGGUACCAUAGUACUUUGUAUAAAGUAUAGUACUUUGUGUCUAGUACUGAGACUCUGGCAAAGUUUAGUUCCAGUUUAGUUCUAGUACUACAAGUCUUGUAUAAGCUAGUUCUAGUUUAGUUCUGGUUCUUACAUUGGUUGUAAAAAUAGUACUAGUUCUAGUUCUUGGAACUAGAACUAUGAAAAAAAGGCAGUACUAGAAUUGAUUUAGUUCUAGUACCAAGGAACUACAACAACACUAAUACAGGUCAAGGUAUAGUUGAAGUAUACUGUCAUGGAAAGUGGGGAGUGGUUUGUUCAGACUCUGACUCUGACAAUUUUGCUCUUACUGUGUGUAACCAGCUCGGUUAUAAUUCACUUUCUAAAUAUGACUAUGAUACAGAAUUCUCAAACACAGUUUUUGCAUCAAUGCAAGAAACUGAUUGUGGUGGUAGUGAUUUCAAGAAAUGCGUGAAAGAUUGUGCAAGCUGUGAUGAUAAUAUUGACUCAUGCGACUAUAUUUUAAGUGUGACUUGCCAACAUGACAUUGGUACUUCCAAACCUGCUAAUAAGAUGGGAGUUUGUACUCCUAAAGGCAUAAGUAUGAUGAACUCUGGUCAAGUUGCAGUGGCUGCAUUGGUUUUGAUCCUGUUCCUCUAUGUUUAUUUUAUCACUCGUGUCUGCAUUAGAAUUAUCAGCAUUUGCUGUAGGAGGAGAAGAGGCCAACCACUUCUUGAAGGCAACGUUAACAAUGAAAACAACAAUAACAACAACAACAAGUGUAGGCGGAUCAUCUGUGAUAUUCUCUGCUGUAACUGAAAAACUGCUGUAUAAGUAGAUUAGAGUUGCUGAAUAGAUUUAGUUUUAGGCUUUCAGUUGCUGCAAUAAUUUUUAGUUUUCAUGCUACAAAAUAUUAUUAUUAUUAUUAUUUAUUUAUUUAUUUAUUUAUUUAUCAUUAUUAUUUUGCAGAUUUUUCUUACUUUUUACUUGUUAAAAUGUACAAUCUCUCACUGGUAGUUUAUUAAAUAAUGCUCUUUCUUUCUUUUUUUCUAAUUAUGCAAUUUCAAUAAUAAA